AUGACGACCGCCCAGGAUCAAACAUCGACGGGCGCGGCGCCACCGCCCCAGCUGGCGCCACUCCCAGCUGGCGCGGGUGCCACGCUGCCCCCACUCAGGCCGUCCUCCGGCGCGCCCAUGCGGCAGCGCCUGCUGAACCCAAGCUUCAACGCGGGUGCGCCACCAAGCGCGACGGAGCAAGCAGCACAAGGCCUCGGCACGUCUCCGCAAACCACUGUUGCUGCCGCCGCCAGCUCGCCGUCGCUCGCACCCUCCGGCACGCCGCGUGCUGGGGUCGCUGGCCCAGGAGCUGCCGCGGAGCCUCCGUCGGCCCGGCUCCGAGACGCGCCGGCGACGCCGAGUCAUCAAGCUGACACGACUGAUCAGGCCCAGCUGCACGCCCCCGCGCCUGGCCUGCAAGGUGGGCCGGCGCCUGAGGUGCCAUCGACCGGCGCAGCGAUCCCUGCAGCGGGCGCGGGGAAACCAUCGAGACGUGGACAGCCGGCGGCAGGCCAGGGUUCACGGCGCCAGCUCGACUUGCCGCACCCGCCACAGGGAGGGCAGCGCCGCGAACUGCCAGUCCCGGCCCUGCAAGCCGCCGGUGCGCAAGAGGGCGGGCUGCGCGGGACUGGUGCGGCCAAAGAGUACGUGGAGAAUUACUCCACGGGGCAGUUCUACCGGGUGAAAGGCGGGACGCGCAAACCACCAGCGAGCAAAUCCCUGGACAGGGCUUUCGCAGGCGAAGAGCAAGGGGACGUCGCAGCGCUUGUCCCGGCGGACGGCCUGCAGCGCGCCGUGCACGCGUCGAACAGGACGGCUGGGAGAGUCUCCGAGGGGCUGCUUGCGGGCCUCGCCAUCGCCAUGCUCCUGUGGGUGUACAUUUUGGACUCGAGCAGCUCCCUGCCGACUGCCCUGUCGUCCUUCCUGUCCCAAUACUCGGAGGGUGCGGUUGCAGUGAGUGCAAGUUUCUUCCUGCUGCUCGUCAUGGCUGUCAGUCACACGAGCUAUGACCUCCUGUGCGCGCGAGGCCGCCGUCACAGGCUGCGGGCCAAGGGGGCAGCGCCAACAGCUGUCCGAGCUGCGCUGACGAUCGCACUUGUCUGCUACAUGCUGGCCUUCCUCUCCAGCACCAUCAUCGUUCCCCUCGAGGUGCGCUGGGCCUUCCGACAGGAAGCCGACUCGUCGUUCUUCACGUCGCUCUCCGACUCUGACGAGGGAGUGCUGACCCUGUGGCACGUUGGCAACGUUGUGCGCAACGCCUUGGCCUUGCUCGGCUGGGGCGUUCGCGCUGCGAUGCCGGUUCUGGGCGAUGGAUGA
Pedinophyceae sp. YPF-701 is the source of this 1296-nucleotide messenger RNA. Lineage: Eukaryota; Viridiplantae; Chlorophyta; Pedinophyceae. The record is from the annotation of a GenBank genome assembly.